AUGAAUGCGAUAGUGGAAGCGUUGGCCUUCUUUCUGGGGUUUCUGGCCUGGCUAAUGGUUGGGAUCGCCCUUCCAAAUCGAUACUGGAAGGUCUCGUCAGUGGACGGUAACGUUAUCACCACAUCAACCAUCUAUGAAAACCUGUGGAUGUCCUGUGCAACUGACUCUACAGGAGUUCACAACUGCCGGGAUUUUCCAUCUUUGCUCGCACUUAAUGGGUACAUUCAGGCCUCCCGGGCACUCAUGAUCGCUGCCAUUGUGUUUGGGACUUUCGGGCUCGUGGCUACUCUCGCUGGAAUGAAGUGUUCAAAGAUAGGAGGAGAAAACUACGUCCUGAAGGGAAGGAUCGCUGCGAUGGGAGGAGUGUUCUUUUUACUACAGGGGAUUUCCACCAUGAUUGCUAUAUCUUGGUAUGCAGCCAACAUCACACGGCAGUUCUUUGACCAGUUUUAUCCGGGGACAAAGUAUGAGAUUGGAGAGGGCUUGUAUAUCGGCUGGUCGUCGGCCACACUUGCCAUUUGUGGAGGUGCAUGCCUGAUGUGUGCUUGCAAAGUCAACACACCCACGGAAAAAAUGCCAUACCCAUACCAACCAUCCUCCAGAGGACAUGUGCUGUCCACUGUGGCGAUGUCUCAGUCGGUCCCGAGCAACUAUGGUAGAAACGCAUACGUCUGAGAGGUGAUUGUGGAGAAGUGGAAGCCAGCUUGGGAGUCAAUUCACUAGAUUGAAUGCAGUAGGAGAAGGCAGGAUUUACAAUGGAAAACACCAUUGUAAAGCCUCAUGAUCG
Molecule: messenger RNA, 787 nt
Organism: Anarrhichthys ocellatus (wolf-eel)
Lineage: Eukaryota; Metazoa; Chordata; Actinopteri; Perciformes; Anarhichadidae
Product: claudin-15-like
Exons: 5
Coding region: 1-675 (224 amino acids)
Cellular component (GO): membrane; bicellular tight junction
Molecular function (GO): structural molecule activity
Source: RefSeq, a predicted model, not a curated record